AAAUAAUAAAAAGUAAGUCUAGUUUAAAAAUGAAAGGAAAAUUCUUAAUACAUGUUCAAAGGUGAAACAUAUUUUUAACAUAUACCUGUUGGUAAUGAUUAAAAAAUGGCCCUUUAAUAGAUGGUGACGUCGCCAUACCGAAUUAGAUAUAGUUUUCAUGGAAUUUCCGAUCGACAGAGAUUACUCCUGUAGCAAGGCGGAAAACGAGGUAAGAUAAUUUAGUAUUGACGAAGAAAUUAGGAAAUUACCUGGUACAGUAUAAAUAGGAACAUUAUAUUCGUAGAUAGUCAGUAAGUUAUAAGCCGCUUAGACCAUACAUUGAAAUUUUUUACUAAUAAUUUUUUCAGCUAAAUUUAUAAAAUUAAUUAAGAAAUACCUGAUAGUACUUAGAUUUGCCAUUGUUUGCUGUAUAUUUUAAAUUAUAAUUGAAAGAAGUUAUUUACAUUUGUAGUAAGUAGUAUGACAGGAAUUGUAGAUACUGAGGCGUGGAGGGAGUUUUUCUCCGUGCUACAAACCUUGCCGGAGCUUUGGAAGGUCAAAGCGGAUGUCUUUAAAGACAAGCAUAAGAAAAAAAUUGCACUUUCAAAACUAUUGGAAGUAUAUAAGUCAAUAGACGGCAACGCGAAUGAAGACACCGUGAAAAAAAGACUUCAAAAUAUAAGAAGCUGCUACCGCAGAGAGUGUAAAAAAGUCGAGAGGAGCCGAAAAUCUGGAGCUGGCGUCGAGGAGGAGUAUGUACCAACGUUAUGGUACUUUGAUCUAGUUGAGUUCUUGAGGGAUCAAGAAAUCCAGUUGAGUGGGACGUCUACCGUCGACUUGGAUGAUGGAGAUCUUGAGUUACCAACGGAAACUCAUGAGCCCGGGCCCAGCCGCAAAAGGAGAAGAACUAAUGAUGAGUACCUAGAGGAGAGGAAUGCGCUACUUAAAGACGCGCUGGCCCAGUUGGCAUCCUCAGAAAAGCCGAAGGAUGAUGCCAGCACACAUUCUGAAAGUUGGGCAGUUUCACUUAGGGAGCUUUCGCCGCUCCAACAAAUAUAUGCCAAAAAAGCGAUACAGGACAUUUUCACGCUAGGGCAAUUGGGAGCCCUACGGUUGACUACAGUAAAUGUUGCUGAAGCCUUAGCAAUUUCAAGUGAACAUAGCGGUGAAUAACUUUCCCUCCUUCCUUUCUGUUAUUAUUUAAUCAUAUAGUUACAUAUAAAUACAUACUUAUCAAAUCAAAAAUACUAAUUGUUGUUUUCAUUUAUAAACAAACUUUGCCAAGGCACUGCUCCAACUCCAUUAAAAUACUUUGUGUAUUUGAUUCUUGUUUCUUUUGCUAUUAA
This is a messenger RNA of Hermetia illucens (black soldier fly), 1325 nucleotides long. RefSeq lists its product as uncharacterized. Bases 460 to 1152 code for a protein of 230 amino acids. The transcript is spliced from 2 exons. The record is from RefSeq and is a predicted model, not a curated record. NCBI's taxonomy places the organism in Eukaryota, Metazoa, Arthropoda, Insecta, Diptera, Stratiomyidae.